UGUAUAAAUUUUGGGUAGACUAUAGACUCAUAUUUAGUUGGGAUUUUAACAAUGGGCCGAAAGCAUAUCUGGAGAGACACCCCAAAGGCUGAUACUCCUCCUCCUGAUAUUAAAAAGAGACAUUGGCUUAAGGCUUUUGUCUUUUUGACAUGCGUUACAGGAUUUGUUUUACAUAUGAUCGCUUUCGGAAAUAUAUGGAUAAAUUUCUGCAAGACCGUACCAGAAGACAGAUCAUAUUGCAAGGGGGAGAAUGACUCUUCUAGAAAUUACACCAUUCAAGAGGCAGAAGGGGUCGGAAUAUAUAGAGGAUUUAGAGCUUUUGUUAUUGUGACCCUCUUUUUUGAACUGUUUACUGUCACCAUAUCAUUGUGCAGAAUCAAGUAUUGCGUUCAACUUAUAUUUGUGCCUUACUGUCACUCUGUAUGGGAGAACUGUGUAUGCUGCGGCAACUGUUGGUUUAUCAUGGCUGGCAUUAAAACCUGUCUCAAUAUGAUAAGCAUUAUCUAUGUAAGCGUUACAAUUCCAUUUGAUGAUAUGAUCCGAUAUAUAAUUGGAUUCAGAUUUGUAUUUGCAAAUAUGUGGUUUGGCUUUGUACAGCUUGCGCUAUGGUGUGUUUAUUUAAAACACAGAAAAAGUUGUUGUCCAGACUCGGAAUAUUUUCUUGGCUCUGACAGACGGUUAUCAGAAGGGGAGAUAGAAGUAAUUCAAAUUGUCAAUGAAAAGACAGUAAACGAAAAGGGAGAGUUUAUCAGUAAACGGGAAGUAGCCAGGAUAAACCUCGGGACAAGGAGAGUGCAACCUGCAUGUGUGCACAUAUAAUAUGUGUAUAUGUUUAUAUACGAUUUUACCAUAUCAUCAUUAAAAUAUGGCUGUGUUGAUGUGUACUGAUAAAUAAAUGAUAACAUG
Messenger RNA from Ruditapes philippinarum (Manila clam), 906 nucleotides. RefSeq lists its product as uncharacterized. The transcript is spliced from 4 exons. The record is from RefSeq and is a predicted model, not a curated record. The coding region runs from base 52 to 819 and encodes 255 amino acids. NCBI's taxonomy places the organism in Eukaryota, Metazoa, Mollusca, Bivalvia, Venerida, Veneridae.